Messenger RNA from Cooperia oncophora, 711 nucleotides. The record is from the annotation of a GenBank genome assembly. Lineage: Eukaryota; Metazoa; Nematoda; Chromadorea; Rhabditida; Trichostrongylidae.
AUGAAAUCCUCGAAAGUCAUUGAUUUCAGCGACUCUAGUCAGAAUCUCUAUGCUUCCGUGGAUAGUAUUGAUGACGGUGGAUCGCAAAACAUCUAUGCUCCUCAGAUGUUGCCGAGUUUCCUGCCACAGAACCAAUUCGUGCCGGUGUCGUAUGGACCGCCACCGUAUGCUCAACUGAUGGAACCACCACGUUUCUGCGCCAAAUGUGGACGAGAUGCCACACAGGAGGUGGUGGGUGGCACGGAGCCACCACGCGAGCAGAAGAAUCCCUUCAGCCAGACGGAACGUCGAAACCCAUUCCAGCAUAAUCCAUUCCAAAAGGGACACGAUGAGAAACGUCGUGCCCCGUACGCCAUACGUGACAUGUGGAAAGACGGCGGCGAUGACGGCUACGGUGGAAAAAUGCGAAAAGAGGACGAGACGAUGGAUGGACAGGAGUGCGGCUGGAAACCAGGUCGUGGAAGUGGGCGAAAUCCCUUUUCAACACCGGCGAACAAUAGCCCGAACCAGUACAAGGGUCGUGAGCCAAGGGAUUCAGAGCAACGUGAGAAAUUCCGUAAACCGGCGCCACAGUGCCCACAGUGGGAGGACCGUCAUCAUCGUGUCAACAACAACUGUCCACUAUGGCAUCCGUACAAGAUGUGCUUAGUGUCUAUCCAAAUUGUCGUUCGCGGCGCUUGGAUUGGUGGCUAUGCUCAUCCGCUUCUGUAG